AUGGUUAAAUCGUAUCAACGUUUUGAACAAACCUCGGUUUUUGGUGUUAUUAGUUCAAAUUCUAAUUCUGUGUGGAUUCCGAAUGGUAAUGGCCCAGGUAACAUUAUUACCAGUGCUUUAGAAAAUAUAAAUAUAUGGGAUAUCAAGACAGGUGAAUUAGUGAACCAGCUGACCGAUGGAUUACCUCCUCCAGGUUCUAUUGACUCCAAAUUAAGUAAGCCAGCGUCCGUCACUUAUUUUAAGUAUCAUGAAGAUACCAAUUUGUUGGCCGCAGGUUAUUCCGAUGGUGUAAUCAAAGUAUGGGAUUUAAUUUCAAAGACUAUUCUUUUAACGUUCAAUGGCCAUAAAUCAGCAAUCACUAUUUUGACUUUUGAUUCCACUGGUACUAGAUUAAUCUCGGGUUCUAAUGAUUCAGAUAUCAUCGUCUGGGAUUUGGUCAGUGAAGUUGGUCUAUACAAAUUGAGAUCGCAUAAAGAUAACAUUACUGGUAUCUGGUGUAGUGAUGACGAAAAUUGGUUGAUCAGUACAUCAAAGGAUGGUCUCAUUAAGGUUUGGGAUUUAAAGAUCCAGCAAUGUGUUGAAACUCAUAUUGCUCAUACAGGCGAAUGUUGGUCUCUAGGAAUCCAUAACGACUUAGUAGUCACAACAAGCGCCGAAUCACAAGUGAAAUUCUGGAAGCUUGAUUUAGAAAAUCAACCAAAUGGAUCUAAAUUAGUGGAAAAGGGAAUUUUCGAGAAACAAAGUAAACAGAGAGGUUUGAGUGUGGAAUUUAUAACCUCAAAAGGUGAUGAUGUCAGUUUCUUUCACAUUCAAAACGCAGAUAAGACAGUAGAAAUAUUUAGAAUUAGAAAGAAAGAUGAGAUUGAAAAAGCUUUGAAGAAAAGAGAAAAGAGAUUGAAAGAAAAAGGUAUGACUGAUGAUGAAAUAGCUCAAAAUGUGGAUGAAGCAUUUGUUUCCUUCUUAAUGCAUCCUUUCCAGACGGUGAGAUCGACUUACAAGAUAAAAUCUGUAUGUUGGACACAUGCCACUUCAUCAAAGUUGGAACUUGUUGUAACAACUUCAAGUAACACUAUCGAGUACUAUUCUGUCACAUACGCUAAGAGAAUUCCACAGCCACCAAGCAAGAUACAUACCAUCGAACUUCAUGGUCAAAGAACAGACAUCAGAUCCAUCGCUAUUAGUGACGAUAAUAAACUUUUGGCCACUGCAUCUAACGGUCUAUUAAAGAUUUGGAAUUUGAAAACUCAUAAAUGUAUAAGAACUUUUGAAUGUGGAUAUGCAUUAUGUUGUAAAUUUCUACCUGGUGGUCUAUUGGUUAUUGUCGGUACAAGAAAUGGUGAGUUACAACUGUUUGAUUUGGCAUCUUCUACCCAACUAGAAAAUAUUGAAGAUGCUCACGAUGCUGCUAUAUGGUCUUUGGAUAUAACGAGUGACGGUAAAAGAUUAAUUACUGGGUCUGCUGAUAAGACAGUCAAAUUUUGGGACUUCAAACUUGACCAACAAAAAGUGGAAGGUACAAGGGACAGUUACAUCCCCGUAUUGAAAUUGUUUCAUGAUACUACAUUAGAAAUUGGUGAAGAUAUCCUUUGUGUUAGAUUAUCUCCUGAUGACAAAUUUUUAGCUGUUUCUUUACUAGAUUAUACUGUCAAGAUAUUCUUCCUAGAUUCCAUGAAAUUCUUUUUAAGUUUAUAUGGUCACAAAUUGCCAGUACUAUCCAUUGACAUAUCAUUUGAUUCUAAACUGAUUAUAACAUCAUCCGCAGAUAAAAAUAUCAAGAUUUGGGGUCUUGAUUUUGGUGAUUGUCAUAAAUCAUUAUUUGCACACGCCGAUUCAAUUAUGAACGUUAAGUUUUUGAACAACUCCCACAAUUUUUUCAGUUGUUCUAAGGAUGGUACUAUCAAAUAUUGGGAUGGUGAUAAAUUUGAAUGUAUACAGAAAUUAGUAGCUCAUCAAAAUGAAGUUUGGUCCAUUGCGAUUGCAGAUGAUUCCUCUUUUGUGGUUUCAUCAUCUCACGACCAUAGUUUAAGAAUCUGGGAAGAAACGGAAGAUCAAGUUUUCCUAGAAGAAGAACGUGAAAGAGAGAUGGAAGAACAAUAUGAGAACACAUUAUUGAAUUCAUUGGAAGAAGGUACCGGUGAUUCCGCAUUCAAAAGUGAUACAAAGGGAUCAGAAGAUGAAGAUGAAGCCACUGAUGUCCACAAACAGACAGCAGAGUCAUUAAAAGCAGGUGAAAGAUUGAUGGAAGCUUUGGAUUUGGGUAUUGAAGAAAUUGAAAAGAAUGAAACGUAUCUAAAAGAUCUAGAACUUUGGAAAAAGAAGAAAAUUGGUGGUGAUGCCCCAAUCAAACCACAAGGUAAUGCAAUUUUGACUGCUAUUAACAAGACUCCUGAACAGUAUAUCCUAGAGACAUUAAUAAAGAUUAAACCUUCACAAUUAGAAGAUGCUAUAUUGGUAUUCCCAUUUUCUUACGUUUUGAAAUUUUUGAAAUUCAUUGAUAUUGUUUUGAACGAUCCUAAAGUUUUGAAUAAUCAUUUAACUUUGAUUUGCAAGAAUUUAUUCUUCGUUAUCAAAUCUAACCAUAAAGAACUUAUAUCACAGAAAAAUGAAGAUUUGAAAUUACAGGUUGAUAGAGUUAAAGAUAGAUUACGUGGAGCACUACGAAAGAAUGAAGAUGAUUUGGGUUAUAACAUACAAGGUUUAAAAUUCAUCAAACAACAAUGGAAUCUAACACAUAACUUUGAAUUCAAUGAUGAACUUGAUCAAAAUGUGCAAGAAUCCAAGUCUGGAAAGAAGAGAGUAUUUGGUACAAUCGUAUAA
Molecule: messenger RNA, 2817 nt
Organism: Kazachstania africana CBS 2517
Lineage: Eukaryota; Fungi; Ascomycota; Saccharomycetes; Saccharomycetales; Saccharomycetaceae
Gene: DIP2
Product: snoRNA-binding rRNA-processing protein DIP2
Exons: 1
Coding region: 1-2817 (938 amino acids)
Biological process (GO): maturation of SSU-rRNA
Cellular component (GO): small-subunit processome; Pwp2p-containing subcomplex of 90S preribosome
Molecular function (GO): protein binding; snoRNA binding
Source: RefSeq, a predicted model, not a curated record